AAAAUUUGCUCGAAUAGUUCCGACGUAUCACUUGUCAAAAAAAAGUUAGCAAACUUAUUUUUCUUUGAGGGCCGAAGUUUAAAAAUAUGAUUAAUAUGAAAUGUUUUCACACAUCGUAGGGUUAUAUCACAAAAGUUUGGCUUACUUUUAUUAAGUAGGGUAUUUUAGCGGUAAGUAAAGCACAAUUACACCAUCUACGUUGAAUGGUUACACGCACGUGCUUUGCGCCGGCAAGUUGCUGAGAAAUCUCCCGAAACUUUUCUUCCAGGAUUUAGGCUGAUGAUGGAGGAUAAAUCGAACUAUUCUACGAGCCAGUUGAAACUUUGCUCGUACAGGUAUUUGCAGAAACUUGCUAAAUCCAUGAAACUGCCGUCCAACGUGAAAAAAGUGUAUUUAGUGGAAAUGAUAAAUGCCAAGAAGUGUUCCCCAGAAUCAGAGGUGCAGCGGAUCAUUCGCAGAGUGAAGCUGGAGCGGAAACACCUCACACAAGUCAAGAAGAGGAGCAAGCAGGCUGUGGAAUCAUCAAGCAGCGGGUCAGUGUCUCCCGCAAUAAGUGACACACCGAAACGCCCACCGUGCAUGCUGCGGUGUUCAGAGCUGAGGCAUCAGAUGAUGCGGUCGCAGAACAGCAUAAAUAGCACCUCACACCCCGCGAGCGACCGCGUCCUCCGCAGCUGCAACGUCAAACUCAAGCCCUUCAUGAACAAGUUCGUCGAAGUCAACCAACGCCACGGCGACAUGGUGGACCAAGCCACCCAGAUGAACGUGCGGGUCAUUAAGAAGUACAAACCCAACAUACUGUCCAAUAAGGAGAGACAGAUUGUGCCGGUUACACAAAUGGGCUCAUCACAAAUCCUCGUAAAGCGUCAGAGGCUGCUGAGCGGCAUCUUCCCCAUCGGCAAGGAGCUGGUGCCCGUGCGGGGAGUGGGGGUCCGCAACAGCGAGGGCAAGAUGGCCGCGCUCACCGCCUUCAUACACAAGCCGCAGGGCGCCGACACCAACUAUACCCGCACGCGAAGUAACAACAGCUUGAAACGCAACAUCGAGCUGACGCUGCAGGAUAUCAUCAACGGGAACGUAGAACAAGCUACCAGCCUCAACUACCCUAACACCAGUGGAGUGCAAGAUGUGGCAAACAUCACAGAAGUGACCCCGGAGACUACAAGCUCUGUAUACUACCACAAGAAGAUACGCGCAGAGCAAGUCAGAGAGCGGCGGAGCACUUUAAAUACUAGAUGUGAGCUGCCUCGCAUCAACGAGGCAUUCGGCCAGUUCCGAAGCAACCACAUCCGGCAUGACGUCACGCAGCCGCUGUAUGUGCAGGUCAGCGAGGAGUCCGAGCGGAUACUGAACUACCCCCAAUACGCCAAACGCAACACAAGUCUUCUGGAAACGGUGUACAACUUCAAGAGCCACUUUUUAACCAACCAGCCACUUCUGCAGCUGGCGACCACCACCAACACCACAUGUGUGUACUCCACACCCACAGUGGCCACCGCGGCACCUCAGAGGCCUGCGACGACAUACACGGAACCACAAAUGGCAUCUAACAUGAAUGUGGCGUACGAACGGGACCAAUACCACGGCAACAUCGAUAACUCGCAAAUGAACGACUGCCUGAGAUUCGCCGAGCAAGAUUACGACUUUCGGUGCUACGAAGACCCGAACAAAUCGAGUUCGUCCAUUGGAACAAUUCAAUCUCAGGAUCUAGGCGCCAACGUCACCAUUUCUGACAUGGUCGAAGAUGCCUUGGAGCUCAUCAGCCAAGACGGAGACUACAUGGAGCGUAUGGGUAUGGACGUCAGAAUGCAGUGUGUUCUGUGCAACUGGGCUGGACCCAAAAUCAUACUCGAAUACCACAUAAGAAAGGAGCAUUCCAAUGACAUCGACAAGCAAGAGAAGCGGGAGUGGAACAUCACGUACUCGCUGGGCAGCGUGCACCAGCAGCUGUGGAAGUCUCGGGUCAUAGAGCACGAGUCCGCGCUGUACGUGCUCAGCGUCAAGUACGAGCCGCCGGGGUGCUUCCUGGCCACGUUGGCGGCAGCUCGCAUGGAAUACGACGCCAUACAGCGCACGCGCCGUGACAUGGAGUGUCACCAGUACUCCAUGUAUCAGAUAGAACAGAAUAAAAUCAAACAGCAACAGGAGAAGGAGAGGCUCAAGCAGGAGACCCUGUACUUUAGGGGGCUGUGGGACAAGGCUAUUAAGGACGAAGAGGAAGCGGAACGCCGUCGUGCAGAAGCUCGUCAUAAGACUGGCCACGAUCGAGCACUAGCCAUCGAAGAGCGAAAACAAAACUUGGAGAAACAAGCCCAAGAACACCAAGUCAUAGAAGACGCCUGGGCGUCCCUGGGCGAACAGGGAUUGGCGCAAAUCAAGGCUGAAGAGGAACUUAGGAGACGCAAGGAGCGUGAAUUAGACGAAUGCAACCGCAAGAUGAUCGAGUUACGUGACAACAUGCGCGCCUCCGAGUCAGCCAACGACGACUUUAUACGCGAGGAGGCGGCGCGGUACCAGAAGGUGGUCGACGAGAAGCGCUGCCAGUACCUCAGCUGGUCGCAGAAGACUAACAGAGACGUCCGCAAAGCCAUGAUAGACCAGAUCCACGACCGUAAGCAAGCACGAGAGGAGCUGCAAAAGAAACUCCAGGAACAAGACGAGUACCACCGCCAGCUGUUCAACCAGCUGUCACAACUUGCAGCACACAAGGACCUUACAGAUGCUCAGCAGAGGAAAAAGCAUCAAGAAAAUCUGUUGAAGCAGAUCGAGUAUAAUAAACUUCUCAAGGAGCGAGCAAUACAAGAGGAGCAAGAACAGAGAAAGAAAUGCCAGCGUGCGACCGAGGAGUACAACGAGGAGAUCAGCCGCAUGCUGUGCAGGCCGUUCUACAGCGAUAUGCAGCACCCAUUCCUAAGACAGAUGGCGGGCGGCCUGAAGAUGCGAGAGAAGUGUCCCUGCUCCAAACCGGACUAUUGCGCCGUUCCGGAGAAAAAGCCCAACUAAGCAAGAGUCCUGUCAUCGUGUCGUGUACGUGACUGAAUGUCACGGCCAACGACCAGUAUAAAGGCUAGAACACACCGUCUCUCAUAAGGAUCUGUAUUGUACAACGCGUACGUGCACAUGCAAGUCUAUGUCGUACACGCAUCCGGUGUGCACAGGCCUUAAGUGAAAAACUGAGCUAAAGCUUCUUUUGUAUGUAUUACCUACAUAAUUAAAUGUUGGGAUUCGGAUGGCGUUCCAUAUUUGUUUUGAGUUCCUUACUUGUUAAGAUGGGUUAUGGCGUUCGAUAUUUGAAAUUUGUAAUGAAAUGUGUGAAAUUGUGUAGACGAACCCCCUUAUUCAUAAAACUACGAGUACGAGCCUCAGUUAGUUAAUUUAUGUUUUAUCCCUUUCUUAUAAAAACAUAGACAAUUAUUAACAAUUAGCUAACUGAGGCUUGUAACGCGUCUAUGAAUAAAGUUAUAAUUAUUUACUUUAAUAAGAUUUGAUUAAUCUUGUCCCCUUAUAAUUUGUGACCGCGGCCGGCUAACCGUCCCACUUUGUCGCUUGCCAUAUGGACGAAGAUUUGCUUGUAUUUUUCUUUAUACGAAUAACCUGUCAUGGCGUCCUUUUGGCAAGCGACAAAGUGGGACGUUUUGCCGGCCGCGGUCAGAUUUAUUAAUCUAAUCGAAUGAACAGUAUUUAUUUGAUAUUUAGCAGACCUAGUCUUAUAUUUUUUGUGAUCGGAAUAUUGAUAUUAUUUUAGGAACAGAAGUUUAAACGUACAACUUUUUAUAAAUUGUAUACAAAUAUUCGUACUUACAUGCAAAACGAGCUUUCGCUAAGUUUUUAACUGUCAUUGUCUUAGAUAUGUUUAUUUUUGUAACCAUUUUAUUAGUAACAAACAUUAUAAUUUCUGCUUUUAUAAAAUCACCUUAGUGUAAAUAGGUAAAAAAUUACAAAUUAAAUGCUCAUUGGGAAAUCAUUAA
Messenger RNA from Cydia pomonella (codling moth), 3968 nucleotides. RefSeq lists its product as uncharacterized. Bases 280 to 3003 code for a protein of 907 amino acids. The record is from RefSeq and is a predicted model, not a curated record. NCBI's taxonomy places the organism in Eukaryota, Metazoa, Arthropoda, Insecta, Lepidoptera, Tortricidae. The transcript is spliced from 20 exons.